Molecule: messenger RNA, 2178 nt
Organism: Teleopsis dalmanni
Lineage: Eukaryota; Metazoa; Arthropoda; Insecta; Diptera; Diopsidae
Exons: 2
Coding region: 54-1958 (634 amino acids)
Source: RefSeq, a predicted model, not a curated record
UCGUAAUAAAAAUAUAUUUUGACUCGUUUAUUCGUAUUAGCAAAAAUUUUAAAAUGUCUUCCUCUGCUGAGGAUAAAGGUCCUAAUCUUUCUGAACAAGCAACAAAAUGCUUGGAUAAUGGAGAUGUAGACAAUUAUAGGCUUGAAUAUACUAAACAGUGGGUUAACAAUCUUCCCUGCGAUGUGGUCCCGUUAGAAGAACUAGACAAUUUCGAGGCCCGUUGUCAAACAGAACAAAUCUCUACUAAAGCAAACAAAAAGAAAAAAGCCAACGUGGUUCCUAAGAAAAAGCCGGGAGCACUAAAUAUUGCAUUAAAGCGAGUACAAAUGAGCACAAAGGGUCCAUCGGAAAACGCACAAACAACAAAUUCAGAGUGUAUAGCUGAAGAACUAACGCGGUCGGAAAAAGUGAAAGUAAUAAUUAAAAAAUUGGUAUGCCAAAAUACUUAUUUAGCAGAUCCAAAAACAAAAAUGUAUCCAGAAAAUCCAGUACCCAUGGACAACUUGCUGCGCCAAGAAAUAGAGAUGUACAGAACGCAAAAGGCACUUAAUCAAAUAGAGAUACUCUGGAAAUUUCAGUCAUCAUAUUUGCUAAGAAAUUGCAAUCAAUUUCCGAGACAAGUUGAAAUGUCCAACAAUCAAAAAUAUAUGUACAGACAAUUAAUCAAUGAUGGAACAUUACCAAAAAUGAUAAUCCAAUACAUAAAAAUUUUAGAGAAACGCAAGCUAGAAAGUGAAGAUAAUGGUAUUGGUAAAAAUAUAACUUGGACACUGCAGCCAAAUGAUGAUAUUCAAUCAAAAGUGGAGACACGUACAGAAAAAGAAGUAGAGAGUACUAAAGUGGCAAAUAAUGGCAAAGCUGAAAAUAAUAAGAAAAACGUAAAGAGCAAACCAUAUUCCAAAUCACAUAAAACGAAAGAAGCCAAAGCUCCUAAAGUUUUAGGGAAGGGAAAACUGUGGGCGUUAAAGUUAAUUGGUGAUGCUAACUUGACACAAAGUCAAGAAGAUCAUCUAAUAACUGAAAAAAUGUUAGAAAGGGAACGAAGGCUAUCGUCACAAAUAACCACCAGUUUCUCAAGUAGUACACUGACAGAAGGUGAAAGUAGGGAAACAUUAGUAGCACAGCCGAUAUCAGUUAUAGACAACAAGCCAUCAACAGGAAACAAAAAAUGGUUAAAAUGCAGGACAAGAAAACAAAAUCAGGUGCCUCCAUCUACAACGACAUUAGAAAGCGAUUGGGUUCCAAAACAGCGCCAAAAGAAAAUGAAAUGUAAACGCAAUCUUCAUUGUAAACAAAAAGAAUAUAGUGAAAUAUACACAACAAGCGAACCACCAACACAUGCGGAAAGCUAUAAAUCAACAGGAAUGACCUCUACAUUUUCAAAUAAAAAAUUUGGAAUGGCCAAGAAAUGUAGUAAUCCAAAAAGUCUACGUAUCAUUGAAAAAGCACGUAUGCUUAGAACCAGUGAUACUAAUUCUGUAAUGGCAAGUAGAUUGAAAUAUAAGGGGGCUUCUAAGCGAAUAACAAAGAAGAUCAUAUCGCAAAUGCCUAACCAAAAUAAAACUUAUUUCUAUGAGAUAGAAAAGGGAUUCAAAAAGUUUUUAAUGCAAAAUACAUCUUUUGAUUUUUCGCAUAAUAAACAUAAAAAAGAUGAAGAAAAGAAACCUGUUCCGAGAAUGCAACCUUGGAUGCGAAAAAUCUUCGGACGCAGUAAAAAUACACAAAAAGAACGUUCUGUGGUGAAGAAAUUCGCUUGGCCUAGUGAAGAUAAAAUUCUUUCGGAAAAAAUAAUGAAACUAGCUAAAGAAGGUAUAUUUAUUGACCCACAUGCUCCAGUUUAUCAACCAACAGAAAAUAUCAAAAUUUACAGAAUGUAUAAUCGCAAAGAUGACUCAGAGAGUGAUAUUUGUAUGCACGGAUGCAUGGAAAGUCAUGAAAAAUUUGUCGUAGAACUCUAAUCGCCAAAAAAAAAUCACCUGGGUUAAGCAUACAAGCAAUAUAUUAAGCAUAUAAUCACAUCAACCAUAAUCAAGCAUAAAUGGAUUAUCAAGGAAAGAUUAAGACGGACAUUUAAGUUACAAUUUGAUCAUUUAGUUCAAUUAAUCUAAUUUAGCUAAUGGUUUUGGAAAUAAAUACUAUUUUAUAAAAAAAAUUUUUUGUUAGAAAUAAACGUUUAAA